Messenger RNA from Rotaria sp. Silwood2, 10014 nucleotides. NCBI's taxonomy places the organism in Eukaryota, Metazoa, Rotifera, Eurotatoria, Philodinida, Philodinidae. The record is from the annotation of a GenBank genome assembly.
AUGGGUCAACAACUGUCUUUGACUAAUUUGAAAAUUCCUGAUUUACUGACUGAAAAUAAUCAACAUUCAGAUAAGAUAUUAUCUGAUGGUCGAACAGAAGAUGUUCAUUUGUUUUUACCGUUGGAUAUCAUUAAUUCAAUCAGUAAAAAUUUGAUCUUAUCUCAUGAUCAUGAUCAGAAAAGUUCGAUUGAACUACCAAUUACAAAGCAAACAUUAAUGAAACAAAUUCGAACUGAUCUAUCCUUACUAACGAAUUCACCUGGACUAGAUGCAUUCAAUACGGAAAUUGCAGGAAUAAUUCAACAAGUAUUUGAUCGUGUUGCAACAACAAAUACAACUUUACAAAAUGCAAUGCAAUCGAUCAUUGACAAACAACAACAAUUGAAAAAAUCCCAUGCUGAACAAUUGAAAGAUGAUGCAAAUGCAACUACUUCUAUAUUUGCUCAGCCAUUUGUCGAUUCUUCUAAUUCGGAGACUGUAUCAAAUGAAAAUCAAAAAGAAAAUAAUUCAAUUAAACAAACACGAUUACAUCAAUUUCAAGCUGAACAACUCUCAUUUUUUGCUGUUCAAUCAUUAAUAUCCAUGCUAGUGAUGUUACUCCAAUCAGUACAAAAAUAUGAUUCUACUAUUGUUCAUCGAAUGCUCAUUUUCACAAAUCAACUUGUCGAACAAAUUCCAUUGAAAUAUCUUUCACCAGAUGUUUACAAAAGAUCAAGUAGUUUAUUUAAAUCUUUGAAACCAUUGGUCAAUUACAUCAAUGAAUUCUCGAUUCAAACUGAAAUUAAUCCUGUUGUAGCAAAUCAAUCGAUUAAAAUCUUAUUGAAUUUUUCAAUUAUCAAAGGAUCAUUGAAAGAUGCUUUACCAUUAAUAAGAAAAUUAAUUUUCAAUACAACUGAUAUUUAUGACAUACGAAAAUUAUUCAUAGAAUUGAAUAAAGACCUAACAACAAUGAUAGAUCAAUUCCAGAAAGAAAAACAGAUAUCAACUACACCACAGAAUGCUGCGCAUAGCGACGACGCAGAAGCGGCUGUAUCCACCGAGAAAAUAUCCGAUAUCGAACGAAAUUGUUUAGCCUCAUUGGAAUAUCUCAAAACAAUUCAAGCAUUUCCAAGCACACAAUUAAUAGCAUUAAACGAGAAGAAAUUUACUGGUCAACUCAUAUCUUCAAUAUUACUUGUUCAUAUCGAUUUACACAAUCAACUUCAUGCAAAACCACAAUUCGAACGUGGUUCUAUGGAUAGUUCGUUUUCAUUCGAAUGUGCACCAGAAACAUUCAAAUAUUUAUAUGAAAUAAUCGAACAAUUAACUAUGAUGGAAACAUCAUCGAACGAUAAUCUUGGAUACAUCUUGACUGUUUGUCUACGAUUAUUUGCAACACAUUUAAAAUUUUUAAUCACUUCAAAUAUUGACAAUUUUCAUGAUUUUAUGAACGAAAAUGAUAUUGAAAAAUGGUUCACAUUGAUAUCAAAAUUUGCCUUCGGUGAUAAAUCAGAAGAGAGAAAAAAAGAAGCAUCGGAAGCUUUGAUCUACUUGAUUGACAAGAAACUAUUAUUAUUUCCUAAAAUUUUGACAUUCUUUCAUACAUAUAUCAUGGAAAAUAAACAUCCGAUAUUAAUUGAACAAUUAUUUGAUAAAUUAACUCAAAAUAUAUUCAUAUAUAAAUGGAUCGAAACUCUAUGUGAUGAUCGUAACAUUCAAGAUAGAGAAUUGGCAUAUACAGUCUUACAUUCAUUCAUUGAUAUUGUCUUAAAACCAAGCUCGAUGGAUGUUAAAAAAGUCAAUCAAAUACGCGAAAUCAUACUCAUGUUUCAAGAAUUGUUAUUAGUUCAUUUGAAUAAUCAACCGAUUGAUGUAUCCGAUGAACUCGAAUCAUCUGGUCUAUCAACACUUGGCAUGAAAUAUACAACACAUGUAAUUAAAUAUUGUAUCCAACAACGAGUUAAAAGUGUUUUGCUAGAGCCACUUCUCCUUGGUCUAUGUACUCUUACGGAAUCAAAAUUUAACUUUGCUAACAUACAACCAAUAUUUACUGCUAUUCUACCUGUAUUUGCUGAAUACUUAACACAAACAACAAUCGAUGUAGAUGAUAAAAAUAUCUAUUUAAUUUCAUGGCUAUUUGGAAAAAUGAUUUAUCGAUUAAUUGUUGGUCCACCUGAAAGUCCAUUAGAGAAAAAAUAUAAUACUACAUUGAAAUUACCAUUAUUUUCUGGUGGAUAUGAAACGUUAACAACAGUCAAUAAUCCGUAUUUAUCGAAUUUAUUCAAAUCUGAUUUAAUUACUUACAGUCAAUUUGUAGUACCUUGUCGACGACAACAAUCCGUAUUAGACAAUGCUUUUUUACUCUCAGUUUAUAAUAAUCUUGAUCAAGGUGCACAAUUGAUUUCAAAAAUGAAAUUAUUCACUCGAGAUAAACAACAUAUCUUACAAAAAUCAAUUGAAUCGAAUGCUAAUGAUACAUGUGCUGCAGUAUUUGCAGUUUAUAUCAAACAUUAUCGUCGUAUUGAUCUAGCUCAACAUGAAUUAACUCAACCAAUCGAUCAAAAACCACAUGCUAAACUUCUCUCACUAUAUGAAUAUGCCAAUCAAGUACGAACGAUUUUUGCUACGACGAAAGCUCAAGGUGGUGAUUGUAAUGAACUAUAUAAAAGAAUUAAGAGUGAUGCAUUAUUAUUACUCGUAUCGGUCAAAGAAAGUUCUUUCAUAUCAACAUAUAAAGAAGAUUUCUCAUUACCAAUAAUUGCUACCCAUCAAUCUAAAUUACAGCGACAAAAAUCACGUUGGACAAAAGCAAAAUAUAUUAUUCGAUUACUUCGUAAUGCAUUGAAUGCAUGUAUACGAUUAAAAUAUUUGAUGUUGGCAAAAAAACAAGCCGUUGAACAAAAGAAGGACAGUGAAAGUGUCAUGCAUCGAGCUAUUACUAGUUGUCUAUAUGGAAAUGAUACAUUGACAUCUGUAGUAAAUAGUGAAUUGAAAAUUCAAUCUGAUGAAGUUGUUAAAUGUUUGAUUCGACAAUAUCAAAGAGCUAUGACUAGAUGGAUUACAUAUAUAUUUAUUUAUCGAUUUAUCGAACAAGUAACCACUAUUAAAGAUAAUAAUCAAAUUUUAAAUAUUCUAAUUAUGAAUUUAACGAACUUGAAAGGUAAUAAUUUAGAUUGGCAUUAUAUCGAAAAUAUUCAAGCAUCAAAUAAUCAAUUGAAAGAAGCUAUUGGACAUCAAUACUAUUUAAUUGUCAAAAAAGUAUUAUCAUUUUUAAGCGAAUCUACGUUUGAAUUUCAAAUGAAAACAGUGUUUAUGUCUUGUUUAUUUAAUCUAUUAAAUCUAUCGUAUGAUUCGAUGGAUUUAUGUCAUUUUAAUCAUUUUCAAUUUAUUCAAGAACUAUUUCAUUCCUUUGUUAGAUUUGCUCAAAUGGAUUCGACUACUGUCAUUUCAAAGGAUAUGAAACUUAUGGCAUUCAACUGGUUUCGUCUACUUGUAUUGAAAUUAUGUGAAAAUAUUAAAAUAGAAGAAUUGCGAAGUACACAUUUUGGUAGUCGAAAAUUUCAUCAUAUUUUACAACAACAACGUGAUUUGAUCUUUAACAAGUUAAUUUUAACUGAACUCAAAGAAUUGCAACAGAAUAAAUCAACAUCCGAAAAAGAAAACGAAAAUCCAUCAUUGAAAAAUGCUGCCGUCAGCUAUUUUAUUUCAUCAUCAACGUUUGAUAUCGAUGCUUGUAUCAAUCAAUAUUUAAUGCUUCUACUUCGAUGUGUUCAUUUGUAUGAUCAUAUUCGAUCAAAUUGUGCUACAAUGGAAUGUAUUCAACAACUAUUGAAUUUAUAUCAUCAAAGUCAACUUCUUAAUACUCGUCUAUUAACGUUAAAAAUUCUACGUAAUCUAUUAGUAUUCUUACCAGACAAUACUAACGAAAUAACAUGUCGUUGUUUCGUUGAGAAAUUUCUAACGGAUAUUUUAUUUUCUAUCGGGCAAAAUUUUAAUAGUAUAUCGGAAACAAAUAAAUUAGAUCUUGAUAUUGUCAUUGAAUUUAUCUAUAUCUAUCGUACAAUAAUGUCACAAAAUUCACCAUGGCAAAAAAUGGCAACUAAAUUAAUUAUCAAUGCAAUUCAAUCAAGUACAAAUUUCAAUUUUACAUCGUUAGAAUCUAUUGAUAUACAACAAAUGAAUUUCCUUCUUGCAUCAUUAUGUAUCUUAGGUGGUUAUAUUGAACCAUAUUGUUUAGGAUCAACGGUAGAAGUGUACUCCGUUGAUAAAAAUAUCCAUGAAUCAGAAUCGGCAACUAUCAUUGAAAUCGAUAAAAAUGCUCUUGAAUCGGAUUCAUCUGAUGUUACACCGUAUCUCGUACAAUAUGCUGCAACAAAUCAUACUCAAUCGGUUUCAUCAAAUCAAUUACAUAUCAUUACCAAUGUUCUACCACCGAAUCCGUCCCUUUUACCAAUAGAUAAUGUAGUUCAUACUAUUCUUGAUACAUUAGGCUUUCUUGCGCAAAUUGAUACAUCGAAAACUGACGCAUUAUUGUUAUUACAAAUCAAACGUUGUGCUAUAAUAGCAUUCUAUUCAUUAUUAAAUGAUAAAUCAAUUGUUGACAUUUUCAUGCAAAAAUCUUAUGCAUCUCUUAUUGCUAAACUAGCGAUAUCGAUUGACAAUCAUGAUUCAACUCAUAGUAAAAAAUCAAAUGAUUUACGAUUGUUUGAUCGAUUACAUCUAGAACAAUAUAGUUUAAGUUUAGAUAAAUGCGAGAGAACAAAACAAAUUGUAGAAGAUAAACCUGAAAUUAUUCGUAGUAUAAACGGAUGGAAUUCGAUAAAAAUAAAUCGUGAUCCUGUCAUUCUACAAAAUCUAUCAACAUCGAGUUCGAUAGAUGAAGGAUGGAAACCGAUUGUAUUUAAAAAUGAAAUACAAACUUAUAAACGAGGUAAAAUUGGAAAUGAUGAAAUUCAUAUUGUUUCUCGACCUACCAAUGAUACUCUACCAGCCUUAGAAGAAUGCGGUAAUAACCACAAAUUUAAAGGAAGAGUUAACAUAACCGAUGAUAAUGGAAAUAUUCGUUAUCCGACAUUUAUUGUUGAUGGUAUAGAAUUGAAUGAAGGUAAAUGGUACUUUUGCGUUAAAUUUCUGCUAGGUGGUCAAGCACAAAUUGGCUGGGCAACGAACGGAUUUACUCCUGUACCAGAUAGUUCACAAGGCAUUGGCGAUGAUCAAUAUUCUUGGGGGUAUGAUGGAUCACAAGGAGUUUGCCAUCAUAAUCAACAAACUAGUUUUCAUGAUGAAAUUCGUUGGAAUGCAGAUGAUGUAUGUGGUUGUGGUAUUGAAAUCGAUGGCGAAAAUACUACUAUCAAAUAUUGGUUAAAUGAUCAAUUUUUAGGUACGGCAUUUUCACAUUCGGAAAAUACUACUAUUCAAUCAACCAUCAAAACAAAUUUGUUACCCAACGGACUUAGUACUACCUAUUUUCCUGGUGUUACUGUUCAAGUCUAUAAUAAUGUGGCGAAUACAGGUGCUGUUGAAUUUAUAUUUAGUCCAGAAGAUAUGAUUCAAUGUCCCUUACCGAAAGGUUACAAACCGUUAUUAAUGCCAAAAUUAGUGACAAUGGAAAAUGUCCUAGUAGCUUAUCCAUAUAGUGCCUAUCUUAUUGGUAAUGAUAUUCAUCAAUAUUUCUAUACGAAUCGGUGUCUGAAGAACGACAAUUCUACUGACAUGAAAACUUCUUUGGUGAGGGAUUUUGUUAAUGAUCAUCAUUUAGAAGUUCCAUUCAAUAUCGAUUUGAUAACAACUGAUCAUCAUCUAUUGAAAUUAUCAGAAGAUAGUGAUGGUUUUCCAUUGUCGAUUGAUAAUCAUCAAUCAUUGACUAUUAGUUUUGAUUUUGAAAUUAUUCCAACGGAUGAAAUGGAAAAUCGUCCUGAUGAACUUGAUAUUAUAUUAUUCACCUUAGAGAACGAAAUAUUUUCUAUUCGAAUAAAUAUGAAUGAUAUGAAUGAUGAUUUUAUUGAUGAAACAAUCAAAUAUCGACAACGUGUUGCUAUUCUAUUUCAAACAAACGAACAAACAAAAGUCUACAUCAAUAAUAAACUUCAAACAUUGAAUUAUUGUCAUAGUUUUGAGCCGACAAUAAAAUCAAAACUCAUUCUACAACUUUUGCCAUAUCAAAAUGUGGGAAUUCGAAAUUUGGGCGUAUGGAAGUAUACACUAUCGGAAGAACUUAUACGACGUCUCUUCACAUAUGGUCUUUUGUAUGUUGCUGUCGAUUAUCAAAAAUUGAAUGAAUAUCGACAACAAGCAAAUACAUUCAUAUUUAUGGCAGAACAAAAAUAUUUUAUAAAUGAAGCUCUAAUUCCAUUCAUUGAACCAUUUGAAGAGAACUUAUGGAAAAGAAGAAAACAAUGUGUUGAUCAUAAUGAAUCGAUCUAUUUUAAGACAAUAUCAGGCACUAACCAAUCGGUCGUACAAUUGUUCGGAAAUAAAACUUAUCUAGUUUUAAACACGGCAAAUCAAGUAUGGUCUGAAUAUAUAUUGAUUCUCGAUAUUUCUAUACCCAAUUUUCCAUCAACAAAUAAUCCAUCAGCUACGUCGAAUAAUGAAACGCGGUUGACAUUAUUAACAUUAGAUACACAAUCAGAAAUUUUUCUAACACACGACGGUCAUAUUUGUCUAUCGGGAGGACAUCAAAGUUCGUCAAUAGUCAAAUUAAAAGACUAUAUGCGCUUGCUCAUUUCUGUUCAACAGAAAUCUGUUCAUAUCUAUGUCAACAGUUUAUUAGAACUUAAUGCAACAAUUACAGAUGAUCAAUUUGCAACGAAAUUGAAACGUAUUGAUCUGUUUCGAGAGAUAGAUUUGACUAAGAACACUACCAGUGAUGAUCAAUUACGAAUUGAAUGUCGAUCGAUAACAUUUUCGAAUAAAUCAACCGAUACAAUCCGUCCUUCAUUGGCAAAAUUGAUCCAAUCAACGGAAUAUUCCUUAGAUCAAUUAGUUGCUCCGCCGUUAUGCAUUCUAUCAACAAGUCUUAUCGGCAUUGGUUACAAAGAAGAAUCAAUUAAAUACGUAAUGAAACAACAUAAUACGACAAAUAUUCAUUUUAUCGAUACCAUUCUACGAGAACAAAGUCAAGAAAUAGAAAAAAUACACCGAGAUGAGCAGCGACAGAAAAAAAUCAAUAUAUUAACACGAUUAAAUUCCUAUGACGAAAAUGGAACAUUAUCAAUGUUAAUAAAGUUUGGCAAUGAUACAAACGAUUUGUCAAUGUCGACAUUAUCUAAUGGCAUGUCACCUGAUGGUGAUAAUGAUAUGACAUCCGAAAAGGAAUGGUAUCGUAAAACUGUUCGUGAUGUAGGUAUUAAUGAAAAACUAACUGAAUGGAUGCGAGAUAAAACAGAGACAAGUCAAUUAACAAUGGAUGAUCCUCGUUAUAAAUUUGUUGAUUUAACUAAACCAGAUUUUGAAGACACGAUAAUUGAUAAUGAAUUAAGAAAGAAAAUGAAAAUAUCAUUACAUUAUUCAUAUCGACAAAUACCACGAAAAACAUAUAUUCAUUCACGUACAAAUUGUGAAUAUGGACUAAUAAUGAUUUAUACACGUUAUACAAUAUUGAAUAUGUUAAAAGUCUGGUUUACUGAUGAUCAUCAAAGUUUAUUUCCACUUGAUAAAUUUGGUGAUGGAAAUUUUAUUAUACAAUUAUUCCGAUUGAUGGAUUACCAUCAUACAUGUAUACGUACACAUGUAGAUGAAACUAUCAAUAGAAUGAAAUUGUUGACCAUGUCGAUAUUAAAAUUUGAAUUAAAAGAAAUAUUAAAAUCUAUGAUAGAUAAACCAAUUACUGAAGAUAUAUUGACUAGAAAAGCUCCACUAUUCUAUCAAUUACAAAAACAUGUUGUUGAAGAAUUGAUUCAUUUUCUUGCUGAACCAUCUUUAAUCGUUAUGAAUAAUUAUAACGAUGAAACUAUUGAUGAACAAAUGUUAAUUAAACAAUCAAAUUUAGAUUUUCUUUUAAAUAUUGUGAAUCUCUCUUUGGAAUUAUUGACCGAUUUUGAGAUGGCAAAAUACAAUAUCGAUCUGAUGAUUCGAUUACUAUUUCCACCAUUAUUUAUCAAGAUGCUAUUCGACCUUUUUUUAUUAGUACCGUCACAUCAAUCUAAAAUAUUCAUUCUUCAUGUUUAUACUACAUUGACUCAAAGAAGUGAGAAUUUCAGACUUCACAGCAAUAUUCAACAUUUUAUUCUACAGCUUUUUAUUGAACUAACAACAAACAAAGCAUGCCUAGAUAAUAUAGCAUUGAAAAAUUUUCGAAUUGCUAUCAUGGAUUUAGCAUUUACUCUAUUCGGAAGAGAAAAAGAUUUGAUUUUAACAUUAAAUGAAUGUUCAACAGAAGCACGUGAUGUAUCGAUAAUUCUCGAUGUUAUCAAUGUUUUAACGAACAAAACAAAACAAUGCCACUGGCCUGAAUCACUUUUUAGUCAAUCGAAUGCUAUUUUAGGCGAAAAACUUCCAUUGACCAAAGAAAUGGUUGACAAAGCUCAUGUUUAUUUCAAUAUGACAGCUGAUGAACAAUUAAUGCAAUUUAUGAAUCAAAAUAUUAAUCUCGAUUGGAAGCCAUUACCACAUGAGUCACUUAAUCAAUUUAUUGAAACUCUACCAGCCGAGUCUGUUCCUGAUUCAACUAAAUAUCAAUCAUUUAGUUAUUUACGUGAUAUACCAUCGGUACAUAUACAAACAUGGGCUAAACUUUUCUAUUUAUUCAAUAUAUUCAUUGAAAAAGUCUUACCAAUAAUUGAUUUGAGCUUACCACCAGGUAGUAGUACUCUUACAGAUCGAAUUCGAGCAGCACGAAAUUAUAUUUUAUAUACAACAAAAUUUCAAUUGUUUAGUGAUACUUUAGCUAAAACUGCAUCUAGUGCAGGAUCAUCACAAGAAGAUGUAAAAUUUGAUACUGUAAAAGCUAGUCUUGCUGAGCAUCCUGAAGAUACAAUGUUUUAUCAAGGAUAUAAACAAAUGUAUCCUAAUGCAUCUCAAACAUUUCGACGAACAAGUGACGAAAGAGUUUGGACGGCUGUUUUUAUCGGUAUGUAUAGUAGUGAUGGAGGUGGACCCUUUAGAGAUUCAAUAACACGUAUGUGUGGCGAACUAUGUAGUACAAAAUUACCAUUAUUUAUUCUUUGUCCUAAUGGGCGAACGAAUAGUGGUUCAAAUCGUGAUCGAUGGAUUCCGAAUGUUUUUUCACCAGAUCGACCCAUACCCGAUGAAUUAAAAAAUCAAUAUGGUUUUGUUGGACAACUAAUGGGCAUGGCAAUACGUACAAGAAACUUUUUAGAUAUUCGAUUUCCGAUUUUACUCUGGAAGCAACUAGUACAAGAGAAAGUUACAAUCGAAGAUAUUGAAGCUAUUGACAUAUCAAGUUUUUCUAUUAUCAAUCAAAUGGAAGAAAAUAUUAAACAAGUAAAAAUCCUCAAUGAAUCAGAAGAUGGUGAUGCGCACACCGAUUGUGAUUAUUUAUUUAGUAGUAUCAUGAGUGAACUAGCAUUUGAUGUUGUUAGUUCAGCUGGACAAACUUAUGAACUUAUUCCUGGUGGUUUUCAUGUUCCUAUUACUGCUGCUAAUUUCGAAGAUUAUUGUAUACGCUAUCGUCAAUAUCGUGUCGAUGAAUUUCAUCGACAAAUUGAUUUUAUUCGUCAAGGUCUAUAUAGUGUUGUACCAUCGGCUUAUUUAACUCUGUUUACUGCAAAUGAAUUAGAAGAAGCCGUUUGCGGUAAAGGUUAUAUUGAUAUUGAAAUGUUGAAACGUCAUACAUACUACAGUAGUGAUAGUGAAACUGCACCAUAUAUUGUUCGAUUUUGGUCUGUUUUAAGUGAGAUGUUUAGUGAAGAACAGAAAAAAUUAUUUUUAAUAUUUGUUUGGGGACGAAGUACAUUACCGAAUAGAGACGAAGAUUUUUCAGCGAAUCUGCAAAUAUCUCGCCUGGAAACAACUGGUAAUGUCGAUGAUACUCUUCCGAGUAAGUUUAUUGAAAAUUUGAUAUCUAUCAAAUAA